UCUGCCUCUGGGCUUUUACUUCCCUAUUCGUCCCAUUUACAUACUAAUUCUCAUGCUACACAUUCUCCAGAUCCGAUCAAUUCCAGGGUCUCCUUCAUCCCCCACUUUCCUUACUGGUACAAAGUUUUGAUAUUUUCCUCGAAGGUUUGAAAUUUACAUAUGUUCUACAUGCUUUUCUCAUUGCACUCAUAGGCUAAACUUUUGAUUCAUGUAAUUGCAAUUUCAAGAAUUUUGGGGUUGUGAUUGAUGAUAGAAGAAAACCCAUUUCUUAUAGUUGGAUAAUUUCACUACCCAGUAGAGCUUUAGGGUGCUUUUCAUCAUUUGAGAUCACGCCCACUGUGAAUUGUGAAUUUUAUGCUUGAUUGAAAAAGUAUUGCUUUGUGUUGGGUGAUUGGCGUUUAGGGUUUAAGGGUUUCAAAGAAGUUAGUUAGAUCUGUCACUGGGUUCAAAAUGGAUUUGCAUUUGAAGAAUUUGUUUGGGAGAUUCCAAGAGCAGUUUGGUUCUGGUCCUGGACUGGGUCCUGGAUCUGGAACAUGUCUUAUGAAAGUAGAAGGCAUUGCUCCUGCUUUCAUUAAGUCGAUAUUUAGAGCUGCAGCGGCUCUUUAUAGAACUGAUCCAUGGAAGAGGUUGCGGCCUGGGCAUUUGUUUGGAAUCCGAGUUGGGAAAGAUUCAGAUUGGUCCAGCAAGAAACAGCCGUUCCCUUGUGUCCAAUUCAUUGGAGGGGAUGGUGGGGAUCUUGGAUUUAUUAUGUUCAGAUCAGAAAAUAAUGCUCGGAGGAUGACCAGCUCUAGAGAGACAAUUCGGGUUCCAAAUGUUGAGGUUUUAAGGGUCACAUAUGAAUUGGAGUCUAUAAUUUUUCCAUCAAACCAGAGAAUGAUUAGGUCUUUGUCAUUGGAAGCGUCAGGGACUGAUCGGUUUCCUGCUAUUGAUGUUGCCCGGUGCAUGUCAUCAGGUGGGCUUCAGUUUAGGAAUCCGACUCUUGAAGAGCUUAGGUUUGUGUAUGCCUUCAUGAAAGCCAUUUCUUUGUUACACCCCUUGCUUCAGCAAGAUAAAGAAGCUGGUCCAAAGUGGUCAAGGCUGAUGUGUUUUGAGCCAUUCAUUGAAACAGUUGAUGUGCAGUGGCCUCCUGAAAUGGCCAAGGGUUAUGAUCUUGUUGCAGUGACAGUCUCACAUCCACCCGGUCAGGCAUAUGAGGAAAAGACCAGCUCAACGGCUAGCUCAACACCUACCAAAUAUGCAGAACCGCCUAAGGAGGAUGUUUUUGUUGAUACAAAAGUGGCCUCAACCGUGGGUUUGAGGCAGUGUGCAAUGUGUGAUAAAGAAGUUCAUGGAGAACAAUCCCUAUGUUGUGGGCGAUGUCGAGCAGUUAUUUACUGCAGUCCUGUCUGCCAGAAGCAACACUGGAAGGAGACACAUAAAAGCUUGUGUGGUCUCUACAAAGCUAUGAUGGAAAGAGAAGAAGAGUUGGCAAUGAAAAUCUUCAUGUUCCCAUGUGCUGUAGAUCUACCAUGUAAAUGGCUUGAAUCCUUAGGUAUCCAUCAAAAGGGUAUGUGGAGGAGAAAGUGUAGUUGCUAUUCUCACUGCCCUUUCGGUCUCCUUCCUGUUAAAGGUGGGCUGUGGGAUUCAUGGGGUGGACUGGAUGAUGAAGAAUAUCCUCGCGAUUCACCUUUUCACAAUCAUUUUUUAAGAGAAGGGAUGUCAAGUCCAAUCCUUCUCUCCAGUUGGUCUGAGUACUACAAUCUCCGGUCACUGUCAUUGUCAAGCCCUGUUGCAGACAUUCUCUCACAUGCAUUGACAGUUUAUUACAUAUUAACCACACUCAGUACCAGUUCAAAGAACCUUUUACUCAAAGGGAAAGAGGUGAUUCUUCACUACCUUGGACCUGAAGGGGAGUUGGAUUGGAUGACAGCUUUUGCAGAGGUUGGUCAUCUACUCAAUGGGUUGGGCAACAUACAGAUAGUGAUGGUGGGACCUGAAGUUCCAACCAAUUUGUCGGGCACGACUUCGGGAAUAAGUAGCAGAGUGAGGGUGAAUCUUGUGAGGGGUUUUUACCAGGAGGAAGCGACCUAUCUGCCGCCUCCUCAUGUUGUUGUUGCACUUAACUGUGGAUUGGAGUGUUAUGCCAGUUGGAUGGGAACUCUUGAUUUAAUCAAAUCCAUGGGAAUUCCAGCCUUCUUUACAGACCAGUGUGAAAUUUCAUGUGCAAAUGCUAAACAGGUUCUUCGUAAUGCUGGACUGCACAUCACUCAUCCUGUGACACCAAAUCCUUUUCGCUCUCCAGUGAGAUAUCAUGGCCCGGCUAACAAUCUUCCUUCAUAUAGCAAUGGUUUUGUGCUUGGAGUGAACACAUGAGUUGGGAACCAUAAAAACUGAAUUACUAGUUGAGUUUACUCACCUAUUAAAUUCUGGUUGUAUGAAGAUAACUAUUGGUUUGCUCCUGAGAGAUGGUAGAGGAUGUUUCAGUAAUUGAAGCAAGAUGAUUAUUGUCAUUGUUGAAGCUUGUUAUGCUAUUUUUUUUCAAUAUCUGAACAUGGGUUUUGUUUAUCAUAAACUUCAUAUUAUUGGUCCUACA
This is a messenger RNA of Vitis riparia (riverbank grape), 2572 nucleotides long. Its product is annotated as zinc finger MYND domain-containing protein 15. NCBI's taxonomy places the organism in Eukaryota, Viridiplantae, Streptophyta, Magnoliopsida, Vitales, Vitaceae. The record is from RefSeq and is a predicted model, not a curated record. The coding region runs from base 451 to 2352 and encodes 633 amino acids. The transcript has a single exon.